CGGUGGCUCCCAUUCGAACUUAGACGACGGCGGUCGUCUCUAUUUCGGUUCUAAUCUCCCCAGUAAAAAAGCCAAUUUACUCCGAGCCGGACAGUGAAUUUGGCACACUUUCCCGUCAAGAUUUUUAUCAGCUUUUUCUCGGUCGAGCUUGUGGCGGAGCUCUGGGAAUGACGGGGUGUGCCGAGAAUUUGAAUUAGCUCGCCGUUAGUUUGAAGAAAAGAGUGAGUCGGGGUAGUGAGAGAGAGAGGAGCCAUUUUGUCCCGACUGUGUGGGAGAAAAGAAAGAGUGGAAAAGAGGAAUCACUCGGGAGGAGGAGAUCCUGAUCUUUUUUUGCUUUCUGCUCUCAUGUUGUAAGGGGGAGUACAGUCGGACUUGGGGUAUAUAACUUCUCGGGCGCGUUAUUCGGAUGGUAUUUAGCCAGCUAGCUCUGCCAAAGCUAGUCAACAAAUCCCAGAUUGUUAACAGUAAAGAGGACCGGGGUUAGGUGGUCAGUUUGGCCAAGGAGCUGGCUUUUAGACUUCACAUAGGCGUGCGAGGGUUGUAUCGAGUUUUUGUAUCUUAUCCUGGGUGAACACAAACUGUUUUUUCAAUGGCGAAGAAGACGUACGACUUGCUGUUCAAGCUGCUUCUGAUCGGAGACUCGGGCGUGGGGAAGACCUGUGUGCUGUUCCGCUUCUCUGACGACGCCUUCAACACAACCUUCAUCUCCACCAUAGGAAUAGACUUCAAGAUCAAAACUGUUGAAUUACAAGGAAAGAAGAUCAAACUACAGAUCUGGGACACAGCAGGCCAGGAACGGUUCCACACCAUCACCACCUCCUACUACAGAGGAGCCAUGGGCAUCAUGCUGGUCUACGACAUAACCAACGCCAAGAGCUUCGAAAACAUCAGCAAAUGGCUGCGCAACAUCGACGAGCAUGCAAAUGAGGACGUGGAGAGAAUGCUGCUAGGCAACAAGUGUGACAUGGAGGACAAGAGGGUUGUACCAAAAGCCAAGGGGGAGCAGAUUGCGAGGGAGCACGGCAUUAGGUUUUUUGAGACGAGCGCCAAGGCCAAUAUCAACAUCGAGAAGGCUUUCCUCACGUUAGCAGAAGACAUCCUCAGAAAGACGCCUGUAAAAGAGCCCAACAGUGAAAACGUCGACAUCAGCAGCGGAGGCGGAGUCACAGGCUGGAAGAGCAAGUGCUGCAGUUGAACACCUCCUGUUUCCACUCACUAACGCACUCACGCACACACACACACACACACGCACGCACACACACACCUACACGAACACACACACACUCACUCACUCUAACUGCUAACUCUCUCGCCCUCUAACCUGUCUCAUGAGUUUUCUUGCACACUGACACUCUGUCUCUUUAUCAGAAUAAAACAAUAAACCACCUCACUUCUUUAAAUCCCCUCCUCUUCCUCCUCCUCUUCCUCACCAUUCUUCCUCCACUCUGCAUUUGAUGAUUGUGUUUAUUUCUGAUAAAAAGAGAAAUCCAGUCACGUUUCUUGUCAUUUGUUUUAAAGGUUGUUUAAAAAAAAAAAAGAGGAAAAAAGUGUGGAAAAACCAGCUCAUAUUUUUAUUAUUUCCUUUUUCCUGAGCACACCUGGUUGGUCACCCUCACCCUCCUCUCUCCUCCUCCUCCUCUUCCUCCUCCCCCCUGACCCCCACCCACCCACAGCACUCACUUUCAGUCAGAGGAAAUCAAAGUGUUAAAAAAAAUUAAAUAAAAAGAGGAAAAAAAAAGGAAAAUCAAACAAAAAAGACCAAUGUAGGAUUAACAUUUUGUACACUUAGUGAGGUUUCUGUUGUCUAACCGUAUUUGGUCAUUUACAAUUUGUUACCAAGUGACAGAGGCGUGGCUAGCCCCUUUUGUAUGUGGGGGGUUUUAAUUUUGUCCUGUGCCUUAUAUGGAAGACAGGGGCGGGGCUGUGUGGUGGGCGGAGCCACAUCCACCCAAUGAAAUUACGAUUUAAUAAUCUGUGCGUUCAGGCUUUCAUCAGGAAGGAGCCGAACUGCAGCUAAAGAGUUUGAAUUUCUCCUCCAGCCAAGAGAACGGCAUUAUACAGUAUGUCCUGUUUAUCAAUGUUUUAUUUUUAUCUGUAUGAUUUAUUUUACUUUCAUCUUUUGUUUUGGUUCCCUAUUUUGUUUUUUCUUUUGUUUUUUUUGUUUUUUGUUUUUGUUUCCUGCAUGCAGAUUUCUUUGGGUUGGAAACGUUUCUGUAACAUUGUGUAACGUUUGCCACUGGGUAACUGUGGGCGGGAGGUACAGAAGUUCUCUUUGGAAAUUCAAACAGUUUUGCAGAUCCAUUAAAAAUAAGCUUGUUUAA
This is a messenger RNA of Salarias fasciatus (jewelled blenny), 2321 nucleotides long. RefSeq names its product RAB10, member RAS oncogene family (gene rab10). The transcript has 6 exons. NCBI's taxonomy places the organism in Eukaryota, Metazoa, Chordata, Actinopteri, Blenniiformes, Blenniidae. Gene Ontology annotation, molecular function: GTPase activity; GTP binding. The record is from RefSeq and is a predicted model, not a curated record. Bases 590 to 1195 code for a protein of 201 amino acids.